AGCUCUGCAUGAUUGUCCGCAUUUCGCUUGUGAAAGAAAAUGGAGCACAUGGAAAAUGAGAGUCCCGAGGUAAAAAAUCAACAUGAAGAGGGGCAUCAUAACAGUGAGGUGGCCCGUCUUGAAGAAUACAAGAAGCUUAUUGAUGCAAAGGCUGCGCUCCGUCAGAGUAACCUAAACCCUGAGAGGCCUGAUGCAAGUUACCUGAGAACACUUGAUUCCAGUAUUAAGCGCAACACGGCAGUUAUCAAGAAGCUCAAAAUGAUAAGUGAUGAACAAAAGGAUAGCUUAAUGGAUGAAUUGAAAAGUGUCAACUUAAGCAAAUUUGUGAGUGAAGCAGUUUCUCACAUAUGUGAGGUCAAACUUCGUUCUGCUGACAUGCAAGCUGCUGUCCAGAUCUGUUCACUGCUCCAUCAAAGAUACAAGGACUUCUCUCCUUGCCUUAUUCAAGGACUCCUGAAAGCCUUCUUUCCUGGGAAAUCUGGAGAUGAUCUGGAUUCAGAUAAGAACUCAAGGGCCAUGAAGAAAAGAAGCACGCUAAAACUUCUUAUGGAACUGUACUUUGUUGGAAUUGUUGAAGAUGCUAGUACUUUCAUAAACAUUAUAAAGGAUCUUACAUCAGUGGAGCAUUUGAAGGACCGUGAAACGACUCAGACAAAUUUGUCUCUCCUUGCCAGUUUUGCUCGCCAAGGAAAACAUUUUCUUGGAUUACAAAAACACGGGCAAGAAGCUUAUGAUGAGUUUUUUAUGGGCCUCAAUGUUACCGAUGAUCUGAAAACGUUCUUCAAGAAAGCCUUGUGCUCUUAUUAUGAUGCCGCAGCUGCAAUUCUCCAGUCAGAACAUGCGUCUCUUCGUGCAAUGGAGUCUGAAAAUGCAAAGAUUUUAAAUGCCAAAGGCGAACUAAGUGAUGAGAAUACUGUCUUGUAUGAGAAGCUUCGGAAAUCUUUCGAUCAGUUAUUGCGCUGUGUUUCAUCCUUAGCUGAAGCUCUUGAUAUGCAGCCUCCUGUUAUGCCAGAUGAUGGACAUACAACAAGGGUAACUACAGGGACUGAGUUAUCCCCUUCUGGGAAAGACUUCACUGUAGUAGAACCUAUCUGGGAUGAUGAAGACACAAAGGCAUUUUAUGAAUCUUUGCCUGAUCUCAGAGUAUUCGUGCCUGGUGUACUAUUGGGAGAAGCUGAACCAAAGUUAGUAGAUCAACAAGGAGAAGUCCACGAACAAACUAGCGAGAUUAAAUUGGAACAAGGAAUUAAAUUGGAACACGGAACUAAAGUUCAAGACAAUGCUGAAACUUCUACUUCUGAACACCAAUUGGAGGGAAAAGAACAUGUUGGAGCCAAGAAUAGAGAAAAGAAAGAGAAAUCAGACAAAGAAAAUUCUAAAGAAAAAGAUGCUGACCGGAAAGGGGAUAUUGAAAGAGAAAAAGUAAGAGCCACAGAUGGUGCAAGUUUGGAUAACCUGCUACUGAGGCUACCGAGAUGUAUCAGCCGAGAUCUAAUUGAUCAAUUGACGGUAGAGUUUUGCUAUCUGAAUUCUAAAGCAAACAGGAAGAAACUUGCGCGAGCCUUAUUCAAUGUUCCAAGGACUUCGCUGGAACUGUUACCAUAUUAUUCCCGUUUAGUUGCAACUUUGUCCACAUGCAUGAAGGAUCUCCCAAGUAUGCUCUUAUCAAUGCUUGAAGAAGAGUUUAACUUUUUGAUCAAUAAGAAGGAUCAGAUCAAAAUAGAAUCAAAAAUUAAAAACAUAAGGUUUAUUGGGGAAUUGUGCAAAUUCAAAGUUGCACCUUCAGGCCUUGUUUUUAGCUGUUUGAAGGCUUGCUUAGAUGAUUUCAGCCAUCAUAACAUUGAUGUGGCCUGCAAUCUUCUUGAGACCUGUGGACGCUUUCUUUAUCUCUCACAAGGAACUGCAGUUCGCAUGUCAAACAUGCUGGAAAUACUGAGGAGGUUGAAAAAUGUGAAGAAUUUGGAUCCACACCACAGCACACUUGUAGACAAUGCCUAUUACUUGUGCAAACCACCUGAAAGAUCUGCCAGAGUCUCUAAAGUUCGCCCACCUCUGCAUCAGUACAUAAGGAAGCUGCUUUUCUCAGAUCUUGACAAAACAAGUGUUCAACAUGUUCUUCGUCAGUUACGCAAGCUACCUUGGGCUGAGUGUGAGCAGUACCUGGUGAAGUGUUUUCUCAAGGUUCACAAGGGAAAGUAUAGCCAAGUUCAUCUGAUUGCUCUUCUAACUGCUGGUCUUAGUCAUUACCAUGAUGAUUUUCCCGUGGCUGUGGUAGAUGAGGUUCUUGAGGAGAUUAGAGUUGGACUUGAGCUGAAUGACUAUGCAAUGCAACAACGGCAACUUGCCCACAUGCGAUUCCUUGGGGAGCUAUAUAACUAUGAGCAUAUCGAUUCGUCAGUUAUUUUUGAGACACUGUACCUUAUUAUUGUAUUCGGUCAUGGAACACCGGAACAAGAUCUGCUUGAUCCCCCAGAAGAUUUUUUCAGGAUAAGGAUGAUCAUUAUACUUCUCCAGACUUGUGGUCACUAUUUUGAUAGAGGCUCUUCAAAAAGAAAGCUUGACAAGUUUUUGCUAUAUUUUCAAAGAUAUGUUCUCAACAAAGGGCCAUUGCCACUUGACGUUGAGUUUGAAGUUCAGGAUAUGUUUGCUGAGCUACGGCCUAACAUGACUAGGUAUUCAUCUAUGGAAUUGUUGGCUUCUGCUCUGGUUGAGCUUGAAGAAAAUGAGAAGACAAAACAACCUGAAAUUGCUGCUUUUGAUGCCAGCUGCAAAAGCUCAGCAAGCAGACCUGACAAAAACGGUAGGGAUCACGAAGAAGCAGCAGACAGUGAAAGAUAUUCAGGCGUCCAUCGCGAUGGACAUGAAGAUGUGGACUCUCUGUACGAAGAAAAAUCAGAUGAUAGGUCAGAGAAUGGUGUCGACAGUGACGUUGAUGAUACACCUGCUGGUUCUGAUGAAGAAGAAACUGUCAAGGUUAGACGUAAGGUGGUAAAAGUUGACUCUAAGGAGCAAGAAGAGUUUGACCGGGAGCUGAAGGCCCUUCUACAGGAAAGCUUGGAGUCACGUAAGUUGGAGCUACGGACGAAGUCCACUUUGAACAUGGCCGUGCCGAUGAGUAUCUUUGAGGGGCCAAAGGAGCCAAGAGCCACUGAAACAGAGAGUGGACAAGAAAGUGCGGCGGAGGAAAGCGGAAAUGCCAGGGCUGGUAGCAAGGUCAACGUGUGCGUGAGGGUGCUAGUGAAGAAAGGGCACAAGCAGCAGACGAAGCAAAUGCUUAUCCCUGGCGACUGCUCGCUUGUUCAGAGCACGAAGCAGCAAGAGGCAGCUCUGCUCGAGGAGAAGCAAAACAUUAAGCAGAAGAUUCUUGAAUACAAUGAGAGGGAGGAGGAAGAACUCAGCGGAGGGUCAUUCCAAACUGGGUCCUGGGGUCAAGGUGGAAACAGCCCUGUUAGCAGUAUCAGCUCCGCUGGACGUGGUACCUGGGAUGGUUCAGGCAGGGGUGGGCGUGGUCGACAGCAGCGGUACUAUGUCGCUGGCGGGAUCUACCAUGGGUAUGGCAGGGGAAGGUGAGCCUCAGGUGGUAACUAAAAUCGCGGUUUAGUUUCUUGGCUGCCUUGGGGAAAGGAAAUUGCCUCUUUCUCACUGACGUAAGUUGGCAUUACCCAAAGGAUGAAACGUAACCAAAGUUUGGAAGCUGGCAUAGGUUCUGUAGUAAUCUGCCAUGGUUGCGGUCACGUGUAAAGUGGGUUUUAUCUCCUGGCUAACAUAGAUGGGUUUUAGGAGGUUUCUCUUGUGCACAAUAUGUUCUCGCUGCCACAGAUGCAGGCUAGCUUACUGUAGUUUCCACCACUGGUCUGCAACUUCGUUACCGCAGCACAGGGGCCUCUGCAAACGGUAGAACCUGAGCACGAGAAUCAUACUCAGUCCUUGAAUCCAAAACUACUGGUUACCUUU
Messenger RNA from Lolium rigidum, 3954 nucleotides. Its product is annotated as regulator of nonsense transcripts UPF2-like. Lineage: Eukaryota; Viridiplantae; Streptophyta; Magnoliopsida; Poales; Poaceae. Gene Ontology annotation, cellular component: exon-exon junction complex; cytoplasm. Gene Ontology annotation, molecular function: protein binding; RNA binding. The transcript has 16 exons. The record is from RefSeq and is a predicted model, not a curated record. Gene Ontology annotation, biological process: nuclear-transcribed mRNA catabolic process, nonsense-mediated decay. The coding region runs from base 40 to 3570 and encodes 1176 amino acids.